Arabidopsis thaliana (thale cress) is the source of this 985-nucleotide messenger RNA. RefSeq lists its product as uncharacterized. The record is from RefSeq and is marked reviewed. The transcript has 2 exons. Lineage: Eukaryota; Viridiplantae; Streptophyta; Magnoliopsida; Brassicales; Brassicaceae. The annotation marks the transcript as partial.
UUUGAUUACGUGUAAAAUUCAAAGAUCAAUUUUCAGAAACUGGAAUACUUGUUAUUUAGUAACUAUAUCAUAAACAAUGUGAUAAAUACCAAGAUUUUGUUAUUUUGUUUAUUGUCUUCCAAAUUCUGAAAACAAUAAUGGCGAAUCACGAGACAGAAAGGAACAAAAUAGCUUUUUGAAGAAGCAUGUUUAUGUCUUAUAAUAUCAGAGACAAAACAAAAACCACUUUCAACUCGAAAACAGAGCUCCAAAAUGUCUUCUCUUCUUAUCCUCAUCUUCAUUGCUUCAACCAUAAAAUUCAGUAAUUACUCUUCAGUUGCUACAACUCUACCUGACACUGUCCAAUAUAACAACAAUAACCUCUUCACAGUCUCAGGUCAGCUUGAUUGCAGACAAGAAGAACCAAGUUUCAGAUAUGAGACAAAAAGUUAUCACAGAGAAUUUCAGGUUUUGUGUCCUAUCUCUGAGGUGAGAUGUGCAAAGACUCGACGGAUUCUGAAACAUAUUAGGCAAACAAGAAGAAGAGAUCAUCAACACAAAAAGAGGAGAUCAUCAAGAUACCUGCAAAACAAAGCAAACAUAAUUACGACAGACAAUAAGUUGUUUUCCCCACAUCCAUGGUUUCUUCCUCCAAACCCGUUUGCGCCACCACAUUCGAUUUUUCCGCCAAACCCAUUUGCACCACCACCUUCGAUUUUCCCACCCAAUCCAUUUAAGCCCCCACCACCCUCAUUUUUCCCACCAAACCCGUUUCGACCACCACCUCCUUCAAUCUUUCCUCCAAACCCAUUUCAGCCUCGUCCUCCGCCACCAUCGAUAUUUCCUCCAUUAUUUCCUAAGCCACCUCCCGCUCCUCCUCCAUCAAUAUUUCCUCCAUUAUUUCCUCAUCCACCUCCUGCUCCUCCUCCCUCAAUAUUCCCUCCAAACCCGUUUCAGCCUCGUCCUCCUCCGCCACCUCCCGAACCUCCAUCGAUAUUCCCUCCAA